AUGGAAGACAUCGCAGAGGGAGCACGCCGCGUGCUUAACUACAUCGAGAACAAUGGCUCGGAGGAUAGAUAUAUCACAGGCAGCAACGGCACGUUGUCUCCAGGGAUUCGCGGACUCUCGCCACGGGAGCUGGUCGAACGGGCGGAACGUCAACAGGCGACCAUUGCUCGACAGAAGGAUUCUGCCCCCUUGGCUGGAGGGGCUACUUUCGUGGCAGCUCGCAAACUGCCAUCAGACGAUGUGGUGAUGGUGGCCAACAGUGCCGCCGGAGCCGAGCUCCUUCGCAAGCAUCCUGAGUGGCUGAGGGCAUUUGGACCUAGCUCAGUGAUUCAAGCGCCGUCGUGGGGAAUCGUGGCGUACCACAUCCCCGUGAAGUCGAUGAAGCUUACCCCGGAAAUGAUGGCCGCCGUCUCAGCUGAACUGCUUCGACAGAACGACUGGGGCGAAGGUGCCAAGAUCCAGUAUCUUGGCUGGCUGACGCGACCGGGUAUCCGGGCGGAGGGCUCGGUCCUGAUCGAGUUCACCAGUCCAGUCGUGGCCAACCGUGCUAUCAUCACUGGGAUCGUAUGGGGGAAGCAAAUCCACAAUGCAUCGCGCUUCUGCCGCGAAGGACGGAUGAAUCUGGGCAGAAAGUGCCAAAAACCGAGGCAUAUCCAGUCGCACUGUCCUAACGUCUUCAAAUGUCCACUGUGCCGGCGCGCACCCGACCUGGUAGUGUCCGUCGGCACGGGGGCAGGCGAUACCAGACAAAUGCGCCAAUUGUGGCAGUGGGCACCGCCCAAUCAGUCUCGACUGCCCAGUGAAGAUCGCGGCAAUGGAUGA
This is a messenger RNA of Penicillium cinerascens, 822 nucleotides long. RefSeq lists its product as uncharacterized. The record is from RefSeq and is a predicted model, not a curated record. NCBI's taxonomy places the organism in Eukaryota, Fungi, Ascomycota, Eurotiomycetes, Eurotiales, Aspergillaceae. Bases 1 to 822 code for a protein of 273 amino acids. The transcript has 3 exons.